CUCAGGGCGAGCGAGGGAGAGUUCUGCGAAGAACUCGAGGCGACAGAAACGCCUGUACGGAGUAGCUUUGCACUCUGUGUAGCCUUGCCCUAUCCCUACGUGAGGCACAACAAGCUAGCCCCUUGAGCUUCGGCAGUACAAGAGCCGCCCCAGCCCCGCCCGCUGAGUGCGUGUUGGUCGUGCAGACACGCACCGCCACCCAAUCGGCAGUCAUGGGAGAGGCUCAGUCGAUGAUGCUGGCGAGUUGGGACACUGAGGAGCUUGUUUCCCACAUCCUGUUCCUCCGGGAGACCAACCACGUGGAGGCAGAGCCGCGCAUAUGGCACGUCAUCGAGAAGGGCUGGGUGGAGGUCGUUGACAGGCUGCUGCAGAAGGAGCCCACACUGCUCGGUCAGAACGGCAGCGGGAGUGGGGACAACUGCGGAGGCGUCUCGACUGACUACCUGGUCAGCUGCAUAGCCCAGAUGACGGCAUACAGCAUUGCAAUGGUGGAUGUCUCUUUGUGUGUGUGUGUGUGUGCAGAUUCGCGCCACGCACAACCGUGGCGGCAUCUUCAGCUACUUGGUAGAGCGUUGGUCGGUGAGUGAGCGCACGCCCGACAACUUGCAGAAGGUGUUGAAGCGAGCCAUCGAGAACACGACCAUCGACAGGAUGCUCGAGGUGGUCCUCUACCGCAGCGGACCAAUGAAACCGCACGAGAUACAGGACUUCUGCAAGUCAGUCAGCCCAGCCAAGGAGCCUCCAUCGAGCAGCAACUCGUGUGUUAUGUGCUGUGUGGUGUGUGCCCCUCUCUCUCUCUCUCCGAUUAAUUAGGGCUGAGAGCAUCGAGGGGGGUCACUGGCAGAGUGUGCAGACGCUGCUGUCGUCCCACCUGGCCGUGUUCACUGGCGACGACCUCGACCGCAUCCUCGCACACCCACCACGCAUCAUCGACGACUACUGGCGAGUCGUCAUUCGGGUGGGUGAGCAUGGCGAUGAUUUGUGUGUCCCGGGGUGAGGACCGCGAUGUCAUGUGUCUGUUGCUGAUUUGUAUGCUGCCUGGCCUGACGCACCCACCACACAGAUGAUGACUGACGAGAGUUUGCCAGCUGGGAGGAUUCACCCCGCCGUGUUCCGGCCGGGCGAUGUGCUGGCGCUGGUGCCAGACAAGAAAAGAUACAUACAGUAAGUAAGGAGACAGACAGCCACAUACCAUGCCAUCCGUGAUGAUCAGAAGGACCUCCCUCCAACGUGUGGUGCACGCGUGUAGGUUUUGUGAGCGUUUGGUAGAGGAGUUCGAUGCCGUGCUGACGCCCCCCGUGGCCCAGCAGCUGCUCGAGGCUGCCGUGGAGGUCAAGAACCCAACACUCUCACACAAAUGCAUCGCAGCGGGUAUGUUUGAAGGAGCGACGAAUGGAUGCAGUCAGUCAUGGUUGCUGCCUGGCCGCCUGCAAUGCAGGUGCGGUUGCGACGGCGGAGUUCAUUGAGACAGCGGCGGGUCACUUCUUCCCCAACGAGGACUUCAUCCGAUUCCUGCUCGAGUCGAACGAAGCCAUCGUGCCAUCAGAAAAGGUCGGUGGGGCAGACCCGCCAUGGCAAGAGAGAGAGAGGGGGGUGUCACGUCAGUCACUUUGUGUCUGUCUGUCCUUAUCUGCCUAGGCGAUGCUGAAUGCGCUGAGAGCGUGGACACUCAACUGGAACCUGGUAGACACACACACACACACACACCGCACACCGAAUGCUGACUCACGCGCCGUGUCUUUGGUCUUGGCCAGGUGCGUUUGCUGCUGGAGCGGGGCGGGCCCGUCACGAGUACUCAACAUACACACACACACGGAUUGACCUCAUAGCAUAGCUUGUCUUCAUUCCUUGCCGGUGCGCCCUCCCUUUGCAGGUCGUGUGGUGGACCGUGUGUUGAACAGCACGACCGUGGACAAGCCCGUCUACCGCCACCUCAUGCUGGCUUGCCCCGAAGACCUGGGAUCCAUCAGGGAGAAACUCGUCGGGUGCCUGCACUCAUUCGAAGACCUCCAGUGGUCAGCCAUCAGCACCACUGCACCGCCUUGCUCCCAUACACACGUGUGGUGUGGUGCAUGGUCUGACUGACUGACAGGAUGGAGGAGUGUCUAGAGGAGGCGGCCCACCUGCACGCUGCACAGUGGCACGCAGGCGUCCGCCGGUCCCGCGACGACGACAGCACCUCACACGGCCACAUGUCGCCGGACACAGACGCCUCAUCGUCAACUAUCCCGCGGCUGUCCACCUUCGAGGCACCGGUUGCAUCUAUGUCGCCCACCGACAGCCACAGCCCGCCCAGCGAGUCGGUCACCUCCGGGAGCAGCCCAACCGGGUCGCCGCCAAGUGAGGGUCGGCGGAUUGGCGUGGCGCGGGGCUGGGAGGGGCUGGCAAGGGCGGGGUCGGGGGCUGACGAUGAGGCGGGGGUGCGGCGUGGGGAGGCUGCAUCGGAGAUCAACACGAGGGAGAGGAACACCUGUGUGGUCUGUCUGGAUGCGGCCGCCGCGGUCAUCCUGGCGCCAUGCGGGCACAGAUGUACUUGCACCAAGUGAGAGAGAAAGCUCUGUGUGUGUAUGGCGCGGCGCACGAGAGAGAAGACACGCAUGCCUACUGGUGCGUGUCUUGUGUGUGUGUGUGUGUAGGUGUACGGCGUUGCUGAUGCGUCGGCCGGACAUCCCUCUCGAGAGCCCGUUCGGUGUGCGCCGGCCCGCUUUCCACUCACGCGCAUGCCCCAUUUGCAAAACAUACAUUCAGGUAUUUAGACACACACACACACAGACACAAUCGUUCCUUGCGCAGCACAUGGGUCUGUCUGUCUGUGUGGCCUGACAGAGCACCGUGAGACGCGUGUACGACUGACCAAGUGCCUGUCUCGCUGGCUGGGCGGUGCAGUGCAGAGAGCGCAAAAAGAGAAAGAGGAGUGAGUGAGAGAGAGAUUGUUUUAUUCAUUCGGUCGGUCGGUCGGUUGGGGGGAUGCAGAAACUAGCGUCCGUCCGUCCACCCGAUGCUAUUCUUCUGUUUGGCCCCAUGGCGCAUCGGCCCGUGUGAGAUAUGCAUACGUAUGUGUACCUAAUUGGCGGCCGAUGCGCCAUGGCGCGUGAAUGAAUGAAUGCGAUUAAGAAUGGAUUUCGAUGGUAAAAUGCUGGCUGGCUGGCUGGCUGGUGAGUAGUUGCACGCCCUGGCAUUGAUUGUACUGCAUGAGUUGAGUGUAUUGCAUGUGUGUGUGGCACCGGAACAACGGUCGAGCGUUUUUAUAUUCGUGAGCGCGAGGAGACGAACGCGUUUGUGUUGUGUUACAUAAUUUAUGCAUGCAUCGUGAAGACUCACUCCGGGCGGUCGAGCUGUUUUUGCGUGUGCGUGUGCAGUGAGCGAGCGAGGUUGGACACCGACAUACAUGUCGACAGACUGAAUCAGUGCGUGUGUUUGCAAUUGAAUAUCUGUUGCCGGUGGCCGGCGGUGGAUGUGUCUGUCCA
This is a messenger RNA of Vitrella brassicaformis, 3467 nucleotides long. NCBI's taxonomy places the organism in Eukaryota, Vitrellaceae. The record is from the annotation of a GenBank genome assembly.